AUGACCGAGCUGCUGCUGCUGUUGUUGUUUCUGUGUGCGGUGUUGUUGUGUGUCGUCGUCAGUCGGGGGAAGGGUCCAGUGCCCCCUCACCUGUACUACAGAAAGUCAAGUCCGUUUGUGGCUGGUGUCCUCGCGGCGUGUCCAGUAUUCCUAAGACCGUACACGCCCACCCGCUUGUGGGGCCGAAGUGGCCACAUCCAGACAAUAGUGUACAGCAAGCUAGAACGGUGGCAUCACCCAAACCUUCACGGGCGACGUCAUGAACGUGUUCUGUCCGACGGUGCGACAUCAACAUUUGACGUGUUCGAGGCAGCAUGUGAGCAUCGGUCUGGAGGCGACCUCUCCAUGCUGGUGUGUCCCGGCAUCGCCAACAGCAGCGAGAACCCAUACAUCAGGGCCUUCGCCGCCGUGGCCGUGAGAGACGGCUACAGAGUGGCGGUGCUCAAUCAUCUCGGUGUUUUAGCCGACCAGAAGCUCACAUCACCUCGGGUGUUUGAUUACGGAAGUACGACAGAGUUCCACCACAUGGUGGAAGAUAUGAUGAAAAUGUAUCCCAACAGCAGCUUCCUGGCUGUCGGUUUCAGCAUGGGCGCCAACAUCAUCACCAAGUAUCUCGGUGAGCACCCGGACAAUCAGAAGCACUUCAUCUGUGGAAUGUCCCUGUGUCAGGGGUACGACAUUGCCAGAGUAUAUUUGAUAUAA
This is a messenger RNA of Haliotis rubra (blacklip abalone), 702 nucleotides long. RefSeq names its product monoacylglycerol lipase ABHD2-like. NCBI's taxonomy places the organism in Eukaryota, Metazoa, Mollusca, Gastropoda, Lepetellida, Haliotidae. Gene Ontology annotation, cellular component: sperm flagellum; sperm plasma membrane. Gene Ontology annotation, biological process: medium-chain fatty acid biosynthetic process; sperm capacitation; medium-chain fatty acid catabolic process. The record is from RefSeq and is a predicted model, not a curated record. The transcript is spliced from 5 exons. The coding region runs from base 1 to 702 and encodes 233 amino acids. Gene Ontology annotation, molecular function: acetylesterase activity; monoacylglycerol lipase activity.